Radiomyces spectabilis is the source of this 1887-nucleotide messenger RNA. Its product is annotated as rab-GTPase-TBC domain-containing protein. The coding region runs from base 1 to 1887 and encodes 628 amino acids. The record is from RefSeq and is a predicted model, not a curated record. Lineage: Eukaryota; Fungi; Mucoromycota; Mucoromycetes; Mucorales; Radiomycetaceae. The transcript is spliced from 10 exons.
AUGCCCCUGACAAGGUCUACCACAACGUCGCCCGGAUCACGACAUGUUAAUCGAGACAGACCUGGCCAACGUCGUUCAGGUUUUCGUGCUCGAUCCAUUUCAUUCACACAUUCACUUAUGCGGUCUAAAAAAUCCGAUUUCAAUCUAUCCGCAAACAACGAAGCUCAGGUCAAUCAGUCCAAACGACGCCCGAGUUAUGAUGCAAGAUCGCUUUUCCGCCCAAAAAGUAUCUCACCUCAACCGACGCUACCAUCAUCCUCUUUUCUCACCGUUGAGGAUUCCGCCAUUGUGACUGGAGCGGCUUCCUCGAUAGAUACAGGAUCAGAUGACGAGGAAGACUAUUCUAUUCACCAUCCAAAAACUAAGAUACCCGCCGUUGCAGAACCCCAACAACUUGUCCCACUCACAGGUGAAUAUUUUACAGCCGAAAACGAUGCUUCGCAAAUACCCUCUAUGCAACCUUGUGUUACCCAGGAACAAUCACCAAAAUCGUUUGCCAAUUCAUUUAAAGACAAAUUACAUUUGACAAAAAAAGGUGGGCUCCAUCUGGGAAGUGCCAAACGAGCCACAGCCGUGUUUGGUCUCCUAAGCCGCAGUCAAGACAAAAAGGAUCCAUCAAGCCCACAGCUUUUCGACGAUGGCAGCAGCCUUGCUUAUCCUCCUCCUCCACAACCAGAAUCUACGGAAAGAGAUCAAUAUGGUUUCAUCAAAUGCACGCAAUGGCUAACCACAGAAGAUUACUGCAAUUUUGACAAAUUUUACAAGCCGAUUAUGCAACGACGGCAACAGAAAUGGCGUCAGAUCCUCAGCGAAAAUAACGGUCAAUGGCCGGCGCGAAGCAGCAAAUUCAAACGCUAUAUUCGCAAAGGCAUCCCUUCCGACUUACGAGGACAGGCAUGGUUCCAUUAUAGUGGCGCCGAAGCAAAGCUACAGACAAAUUCAGGUGUUUAUCAAGAGUAUGUCCAACGUGCAGAAGCCAUGGGUUAUGAAAAUGAACAUCUUGAAAUCAUUGAGCGCGAUCUCCACCGUACCUUUCCUGAUAAUUCUCGAUUCAAAAUGACGACAUCAGAUGGGCCAAUGACCGAUGCUGGUCAUCCAUAUACCAGCGAUGUUCCAGCUAUCCAAACUUUGCGUAGAAUUUUACUGGCAUUUUCUCUCUAUUCACCGAGCAUAGGAUAUUGCCAAUCGCUGAACUACAUUGCAGGCCUCCUUCUUCUCUUUAUGUCCGAAGAAGAAGCCUUCUGGACCUUUGUAUCGAUGAUUCAUGAUAUCUUACCCGCCAGUAUCUAUGACGUGACAAUGGAAGGCGCUAACAUCGAUCAGGCCGUGCUGAUGAUGCUCCUCUCUGAACGCUGCCCGCAGAUAUGGCACAAAAUCAGUGGCGGUAAAUCUUUCUGGGAUUGUGAAGCGGCGGACGGUGUUGGAAUGCCUACCUGCUCCCUCGUCACCAGCCACUGGUUUCUGACAUUAUUUAUCAAUAUUCUCCCUAUUGAGUCAGUUCUUCGUGUCUGGGACUGUCUAUUCUAUGAAGGACAACGUGCUAUAUUUCGAGUUGCGCUUGCUAUUUUCAAGAUGAAUGAGCAAGAGAUUCUUUCGGUCGACGAUCCUCUGGAAGUCUUUCAAGUGGUCCAGAACAUGCCAAAACGAAUGAUUGAUUGCCAUAAGCUGUUGGAUACAACGUAUCAUAAAUACGCAUCGAUCACGCGCGUCAGUGAACAGGACCUGGAAAGACGCCGCAGUAUAUUCAAAGCUCGAAGAGAAGAACGACGCAAAAAUUUACCUACGGGGACUAGCAAAUUAAGAAGAGGCAAUGUGAGAGGGACUAUCAUUAUGAAAGCUAUGGAAGCGCGUCGUCUUGUGGAAAGAGCGAAAACAGCUCGAAGAUAA